AUGUGCACGGCUGUACUGAUGUUAUCCUUUGCACCUGUUUCUUUCCUUUUUUUUUCCUUUGGGUUUGUUCUGGCGCUUGCCACUCCCACGCUCGUUUCGCAAUUGGGGGCGGCAGUUCCCCUUGCCGCGUGUCCAGCGACGCGGCGGGGGAUGCGGGCGGGAGAGCACCUUCCCGUGACGGAGCGCUCCUUCGACGUUCUUAUCCGUCAGUACGAGAUUGAGGCGGCGGCGGCUCGUGCGGACGCCGCCGCGAGAGGAGAAAAUGGCACCGAAAGUGGCGGGGAGUUGGCGCUGCUGGCACAGCACAUUGAGGAGCUCGCCACGGACGCAAGGCGGCUGCGGCGCAAACUGCAGGCCUGCGGCAGCGGUGCAGCGGCGGCACCGAAUUGGUCAGCGGAAGAUGUGGCUAACCUGCGUCUAUUGGGGUUUGAUGUGAGCGGCAUCAAUGCGGCCGCGGCGGAACAGAGCUGCGUGAGUGCACGCAGUACCCCCACGGGGCAGCACCCCCAGAUUCCCAACCUGGACAAGUUGCUCGCGAUGGAAAAGAAAAUGCAGGAGCUGCAGACAAAAGUAGACGAUUUGACUGCCGUGAAUGCGGCACUGCGUCAGAUGCUGCCGAGGCAGCAUCGCACGGGAGGUCAGUCUCAAGGGGAAGAGCAUGACGUUUCCGAUGCAUUAGCGGCCCUUACGGAGGGAUUUAGAGCCCUGAAGGACGCAUACACGAGGAACCGUAAUGGACAUUGCAUAUCGCAGGAGAUGCAGGAGGAGCCGACCUUGGCAUCUCAUGACAUUCACCCCGAGAGCCAUAGAAAAGGCAACACGGCUGCGGAUUUGCCAGAGUACUCAUCUCAAAGUGUUGAGGAUGCCCUUUGCACCCUGCGCGCCGUGAGCGCCUGUCGGCGUGUGCGAUACUGUGCUACGGGAGAUGCCUCUGGCAAGCUCGAUGCUGUUGACGCAGCUGUGGUUCAACUGCUCAAUGAUAUUGGUUUUCCGUUUCCUGUGCCAAUCCAGCGGCUUGGCGCGAGGGGAGACUACUUUAUUGACCGCCGCGUAGAGAUCAAACUUGUGGGGCGGCAGCUGGUGGUACGGCCGUGGCUCGCCCCAGGCGCUCAUCCGGGGGCGUGCGCCGACGGCACGCGCCGGCCACGCUACGAGCACCUGGCGAAGUAUCUUAUCCACCUCUACUCGCCCGCCCUGGAUUUGGAGAGAGUCGCAGCCGGUGAAAGAAGCGAUGUGGGGGAGGAAGACGCCGCCGGAGGAGAUCGCAGGAAGGACGUUGUUGCGACGCUUAAGCGACAGCAGCAGGAGCUGCAGCUGGCGCUGGAGAAGCGGCAUGCGCAGCUGUAUGCGUAUCAGAGACGGCUGGAGGCGGGGCUUUCUCCGUCACCGAAUGCGAGCCCAUUGAGAGACGCCGUAUCGGACUCUUCUGCGGAGGCGUUAGCUGAACCGGGAGCUGAAAUGAACCAGGAAGCCAGCUCCUACCCACAGCCCCGUCCGUCUGCGGGAGCGAAUGGGCGAGUUGCCCACAUACUUCGUUUAAUGGAGGAGCACGGACGUGUUCCUGACCUUUCGCGGCUUUCCGAGUUAGAGCUGCAAAGUCUUAAACAUGUGACCUUGCAGCGGCAGAUGCAGCCACGCAAAUAG
Molecule: messenger RNA, 1644 nt
Organism: Trypanosoma conorhini
Lineage: Eukaryota; Euglenozoa; Kinetoplastea; Trypanosomatida; Trypanosomatidae
Exons: 1
Coding region: 1-1644 (547 amino acids)
Source: RefSeq, a predicted model, not a curated record